Messenger RNA from Solanum dulcamara, 1219 nucleotides. RefSeq lists its product as uncharacterized. NCBI's taxonomy places the organism in Eukaryota, Viridiplantae, Streptophyta, Magnoliopsida, Solanales, Solanaceae. The record is from RefSeq and is a predicted model, not a curated record. The transcript has 4 exons. Bases 599 to 1087 code for a protein of 162 amino acids.
AUUUCCAGGUUUUUCCCUGAGGAGUUUACAAUCUGCAAGAACAUUUGGCCAGCAUAUGAAGAGGGAAUAUGAAGGGGAAAAUAUUCUGUUGCAAUCUUUGGCACAGCGGGAUGAUCCCGUACAACAAAUGAACUCGCAUGAGGCAGGAACACUAUGGAAGAAGGGGAUGACUUACUCAAGAAAAGUGCUGCCAAAAGGCACAACUUCUACCAUUCCUUCCACAUCAGCCUUUCCUACAAGUUCUACUCCUGCUAUUGAAGACAGGAGUAAAGCAGAGAACCAAGUUGCUUCUGAUGAUACACCAAUCUCCACUUUUGACAAAGAUGGUGUGGGAGGCACAUCAUUAGCUAAUACCAGAAGCAAGACAUCUGAUGUUAUUGAACCACCCAACUGCCCUGUGAAAUUUGAAAAUCUUGAAGACUUCUUUGCUCGAGUUAGUGGACAAAUUAAACGAGUUCAAUCUCUUGUUUUUUCUGCUGAUCAAUCUUCUCCCAUAGAUUAACAGAUAUCCGCCAUGCAGAAGUCUACACCAUCAGCGGAAAUGCUUGUCACAGCAAAAGGUGAUAUUGAGAGAUUACUAAUCAUGCCUUCUUAAGACAUGCUUCUACCAGAAAACUGUUCAGCAUUAAGUGCAGCACUAUCAAUAUAUGCUGCAGCACCGGAUUUAUCAGCUGAGAGAGCGCUUGCCUUGGAGAAACUCAAAGAGAACCUUCCGCUCUUUUCCUUGACUUUGCGUAGAGCUAAGAAGGACCAAGCGGAGUAUUAUAAGAAGGCUGCCAAGAAAGUGCACCUCAUCGACGAGCUCAGAAAAGAGCAGGAACUCUAUACUGACUUCAAAGACUGCAACAACAAACUUGAAUACAAAAUCAGCAAUCUGGAGACAACUUUGAAGGAUGCAAAGAUACAAAGAGAUGCAAUCCUGGAGCAAAAACUGAAUUUGGUGAGGAUGUGCUUUCAGAAGUCUAGUGCGCUUGAUGAAAUGGAAGCUGAGUUUCGUUUCCUGAAGGAGAUGAAGGAGCUAGCUGAUUCGGAUGCUGCUCGACUGGAAGCAAGCUUGAGAGACUUCAAGAGUAAGAUAAUUGAGUGAUCGCUUGCAUAAACCGUUCUUCAUGUAUAUUUUCUGGCUAGUAAGAGCAUGUAAAUAUUACAUGCCAAGUUAGUCCAAACAUGUACUGUGGAAGCAAAAGUGUACAAGUUAUGGUUUCUGGUGAACUUGUGG